Molecule: messenger RNA, 890 nt
Organism: Hibiscus syriacus
Lineage: Eukaryota; Viridiplantae; Streptophyta; Magnoliopsida; Malvales; Malvaceae
Product: syntaxin-61-like
Exons: 6
Coding region: 134-664 (176 amino acids)
Biological process (GO): Golgi vesicle transport
Cellular component (GO): membrane
Source: RefSeq, a predicted model, not a curated record
CUUUAGGGCUUAUCACAGAUAUCUAAAUAGCAUUUCGUCGCCCCUCAAUCAGUUCGAGUGUAAGUACCGUUCUUCCUUACUGAUUAUCUCGGAUCAGUGGCAGAGGUUACAGUUUAUUCCCUUUACUUUCUACAUGUCUAAAGCUCAAGAUCCAUUUUAUAUCGUCAAAGAAGAGAUUCAAGAAUCCAUCGAUAAAUUGCAAUCAAGUUUUCACCAAUGGGAGAGGAUUCGUCCUGAAGACGAAGAACGAGUACAUCUCACGAAAGAGCUACUUGCUAAUUGUGAGAGCAUUGAGUGGAAGAUAGAUGAAUUGGACAAGGCGAUUUCUGUGGCAGCUAGGGAUCCAUCAUGGUAUGGCAUUGAUGAAGUGGAACUUGAAAGCCGAAGGAGAUGGACCAGCAAUGCCCGAACUCAGGUGGGAACUGUGAAGAAAACUGUAGUAGCCAGAAAAGAAACUGGUAAUACUGCAAGUGCGAUGCACCGUGAAUUGAUGAGACUGCCGAUUUCUCAUCAGGCAGAUAGAUCCAACCUGUAUAGCACAGAAGAUAAUGACGACUUUAUAGCAUCGGAAUUAGAUAGACAAAUGCUUCUCAUCAGGCUUUCAAACAGCGGCCCGCAAACGCUGUGGCCGCUAUUUUGCGGAAAUACCAACAUCCGAAACUGAUUUUGAUGAUUUUAAUGGUGAGUUGCGAAUUUACGUCGAUAGUGGUCCGUCAUGUCCGUACUGUAAAAGAAAAUGCUCAAGAAACAGAUAGGGGAGUAAAUAUUCUUACUGAACAAAGGAGAAGGCAAAUUGAUACACUUGGACUUGGAGAGAAUCAAGAGCUUCUAGAUUUUUCUAUAUGUUUGGGUUUUCAAUUCAAAAAAUAUAUAUAUACAUGUUUGAGCCA